CGCCCCUGCCGUGCGCUCCGGGAGCCGAGGCCACCGCGGAGCCCCUCGCGGCCCCUCUGCUCCGGGACAGGGGAGCGCGUCUCUCAAAGCUCCCCGCGGCCCCGCUGCGGGAGCGGCCGCCCGGACGCGCGACCCCAGGCUCGGCGGGCAGGUCUGGCGGCUCCGUGACCGGAGGCAGUUCUGUGAGCUUCCUCCAGGCUGCUGACCUCAGCGUGACUCCUUCUUCACUGGCUUCAUGUCACAGUUUGCCUGCCCCCUCCACUGGGGACAUUCCAGCUGUUUCCAGCUUCUCAGGAGUCAAGCUGCCGUGAACUUUCGCACACUUGUCAUUUUCUGGACAUUGGCAGUCCUUUAUCUAAGGCUGAGCUGGUUGCCCACAGGUGCCCCCGCCCCAUCUCAGGGCGUGGCCGCCCAGCCCUGAGCCGAUCCUGAGGGGUCAGAGAUGGCACUGACCCCUGAGUCCCGGAGCAGCUUCCCUGGGCUGGCCGCCACCGGCAGCUCUGUGCCGGAGCCGCCUGGCAGCCCCAACGCAACCCUCAACAGCUCCUGGGCCAGCCCGACGGAGCCCAGCUCCCUGGAGGACCUGGUGGCCACGGGUGCCAUUGGGACUCUGCUGUCAGCCAUGGGCGUGGUGGGCGUGGUGGGCAACGCCUACACGCUGGUGGUCACCUGCCGCUCCCUGCGCGCGGUGGCCUCCAUGUACAUCUACGUGGUCAACCUGGCGCUGGCUGACCUGCUGUACCUGCUCAGCAUCCCCUUCAUCGUGGCCACCUACAUCACCAAGGAGUGGCACUUCGGGGAUGUGGGCUGCCGCGUGCUCUUCAGCCUGGACUUCCUGACCAUGCACGCCAGCAUCUUCACGCUGACCGUCAUGAGCAGCGAGCGCUACGCCGCGGUGCUGCGGCCGCUGGACACCGUGCAGCGCCCCAAGGGCUACCGCAAGCUGCUGGCGCUGGGCACCUGGCUGCUGGCACUGCUGCUGACGCUGCCCGUGAUGCUGGCCAUGCGGUUGGUGCGCCGGGGCCCCAAGAGCCUGUGCCUGCCCGCCUGGGGCCCGCGCGCCCACCGCGCCUACCUGACGCUGCUCUUCGCCACCAGCAUCGCGGGGCCCGGGCUGCUCAUCGGGCUACUCUACGCGCGUCUGGCCCGCGCCUACCGCCGCUCGCAGCGCGCCUCCUUCAAGCGGGCCCGGCGGCCGGGGGCGCGCGCGCUGCGCCUGGUGCUGGGCAUCGUGCUGCUCUUCUGGGCCUGCUUCCUGCCCUUCUGGCUGUGGCAGCUGCUCGCCCAGUACCGCGAGGCCCCGCUGGCGCCGCGGACGGCGCGCAUCGUCAACUACCUGACCACCUGCCUCACCUACGGCAACAGCUGCGCCAACCCCUUCCUCUACACGCUGCUCACCAGGAACUACCGCGACCACCUACGCGGCCGCGUGCGGAGCCCGGGCAGCGGCGGAGUCCGGGGGCGCGUUCCCUCCCUGCAGCCCCGCGCCCGCUUCCAGCGCGGUUCCGGCCGCUCCCUGUCUUCCUGCAGCCCACAGCCCACGGAGAGCCUCGUGCUGGCCCCGGCGGCCCCGGCCGGACCUGCGCUGGAGAGUCCCAGGGACCCGGCGUGAGCAAGCGGAGGGGCGGCUGGAGUCCAGGCGGGGACGGGCCCCAAAACCUCAGCCACCACCGGGAGCCCCUCCACAGAGCCCCCCACUCCGAGAUCACAGGUCCUGCCCCUCCUCCUCAGUCCCCUUCCGGAAAGGUCCUGCUUGCUUCCCCUCAGUGCCCUCCCAGUGAUGCCCAGAAGCGCCCACCCGCCUCCCUGAGGGUCUCCAGGAGGCUCCAGUCCAGUCCCGGCUUCUGGAGACCACG
Rhinopithecus roxellana (golden snub-nosed monkey) is the source of this 1856-nucleotide messenger RNA. RefSeq names its product urotensin 2 receptor (gene UTS2R). Gene Ontology annotation, biological process: neuropeptide signaling pathway; regulation of blood pressure; blood vessel diameter maintenance. Gene Ontology annotation, molecular function: urotensin II receptor activity. Gene Ontology annotation, cellular component: membrane. The record is from RefSeq and is a predicted model, not a curated record. The coding region runs from base 443 to 1612 and encodes 389 amino acids. NCBI's taxonomy places the organism in Eukaryota, Metazoa, Chordata, Mammalia, Primates, Cercopithecidae. The transcript is spliced from 3 exons.